UGACAGCAAAACCUUGAUUCAAGUCCUGUCCUGUCCUUUUCCAUCGGAGUCCUCGGAUGUGCAACGAUACAGGGCUUCAAGUCCCCUUCUAGAAGAACCAGUUGCCCUACAGUUACACUCAGCUGCCAUCCUAUUUCGCAAUCGUCGCAUGCCUUAGUGCGCCAUCUUCAACAAGGUUGUUAGUGCUGACUACUCACGGGCGGCCGAAAUUGCCUCAACUUGCGGGGAAGACGGAGCAUCCUACGACGAAUCAACGUAAGUUCACGUCCCCAGAAACACAAAAAAGGUGAGGCCGGGGGGGAUAACACAAUGUCUGAUGUACAUUUCACUUACAAGAUAUGGGCGUUUCAUGUACCGUACCUACGCUGUACUGCUGUAGGCAAUGCGGUCUAAGCAUCAGAUAUUCAUCACCGUCCCUAUCCCGAGCCGCGUGCCGCCGGAAAUCGUCCUCGCUCACAUCCAGACCUACACGCCUAUGCUGGCCAACAACAAUGUGAUCAUGAGCUUCAAAGAGACGACGCCCAACAUGGAGCUCGUAAGCAAGGACCCAUUCUUCGGCACGCCCAACAGCAGCGUCAGAACCUUCUCGUCCAGCGAGAGACUCAUGCUGGCGCCCGGCCUGACGAGGGAUAGGAGCUGGCCCGUGACGUGUCUGAGUAUACCGAAUGGUAUUCGCUGUAGAGCUGAUGCCAAGGCUGGUGUCACUGUGAGGACGGAGUGGAUUGUGAGGCCGAGGCAGGACUUUGGGAGCAGUCCGAGUACUAAUAGCAGUCCGGGGACGCUGGUGGAGGAGUGGGAGCUGUAUGAGGAGGUUAUAAUUGAGGCGAAUAGUCUUCUUAUGCCGUUUGUUGCGAGGACUGCGGAUGAGGUUCAUAGAGGGAUUUGUCAGAAGGUUGUGGAUGAGGUUGUGAACAAAUACUUAGCCAAUGGUACUCAUUGAUUAAUUUUAAUAACAGAUACCUACUAAUUUAUUGAUACUGAUCAACGAAGA
Molecule: messenger RNA, 991 nt
Organism: Fusarium verticillioides 7600
Lineage: Eukaryota; Fungi; Ascomycota; Sordariomycetes; Hypocreales; Nectriaceae
Exons: 2
Coding region: 383-940 (185 amino acids)
Source: RefSeq, a predicted model, not a curated record